CGGAACCCAUUGAUGUGCUAAAAGCAUUAGAAUUUCACAGUUCACCAGAAGGAGUGUCAAGAACAACAGGAUUUUGCACAAACAGAAGGGAUUCAAAAGGAUCAGAUGUCGCCUACAGAGUUUCAAAAACUGCACAGCUGAGUGCCCCAACAAAGCAGCUGUACCCAGGUGGAGACUUUCCAGAAGAUUUUUCGAUAUUAAUGACAGUAAAACCUAAAAAGGGUAUCCAGUCCUUCCUUCUGUCUGUCUACAAUGAGCAAGGAAUUCAGCAAGUAGGUGUUGAAGUUGGUAGAUCCCCUGUCUUCUUAUUUGAAGACCAAAAUGGAAAACCUGCCCCAGAAGACUAUCCUCUUUUCAGAACAGUCAACAUUGCUGAUGGCAAAUGGCAUCGAGUAGCUAUUAGUGUGGAGAAAAAAAGUGUUACAAUGAUUGUUGACUGUAACAAAAAAACUACAAAACCACUUGAAAGAAGUGACAAAACAGUUGUGGACACCAAUGGCAUCACUGUCUUUGGAACCAGGAUUCUGGAUGAAGAAGUCUUUGAGGUAAAAAUCAAAACUGAACAAAUGGAAUUGUGUGAUUUUUUGUUGAGUGAAGUGCUUAAUGCAAAUCAGAAUAAGUCUUUUAGGGCAACAACUG
Mesitornis unicolor (brown roatelo) is the source of this 639-nucleotide messenger RNA. RefSeq names its product collagen alpha-1(XI) chain-like. NCBI's taxonomy places the organism in Eukaryota, Metazoa, Chordata, Aves, Mesitornithiformes, Mesitornithidae. Gene Ontology annotation, cellular component: nucleus; cytoplasm. The record is from RefSeq and is a predicted model, not a curated record. The transcript is spliced from 3 exons. Gene Ontology annotation, biological process: translational elongation. The annotation marks the transcript as partial.